Messenger RNA from Symbiodinium sp. CCMP2592, 1644 nucleotides. The record is from the annotation of a GenBank genome assembly. NCBI's taxonomy places the organism in Eukaryota, Dinophyceae, Suessiales, Symbiodiniaceae.
AUGCCUGUCAUGAACAUAGAAAGGUUGGAUGCUUUCUCAGUUGAGGCAUCACGGUUGCCCGACCAUGCCCGCGAAGUUGCUGCGGCAUUCAGCCGCGAUGGACUUGUCCGAAUCAAGAACGUCUUGCCCGUUGAAGUGUCGGAGGCGCUGUGCUGCCGAGUUCAAUCGGAGCUCGAGCAAAGACGGUAUGAGGGUGAUCCCACAUUCUUUGGGGAUGUUUAUGGCUACGAGGACUCCGGGCAUCGGUGGGAUCUGAAACUCCAGCUGUCAAACGAGGUGAAAAUUGCCCUCGUCAGCAUCUUGGGCCGUUUGCAAAAGGUGCUGGAAACGCUGCGACCUUCUUGGCAAUUGACGGAGAUGGCGGCCAUGUGUACUUUUCCUUCGGACCCUGGGCAGCCGGUUCACGCCGACACUUCCCAUGUCUACGACCAGCAGGUGGUGACGAUAUUUGUCGCGCUUCAUGACAUCGCAUCUGAGCGAGGUCCGACUAAGAUGUAUCCCAAAUCCCAUUUAGAUGGAGAGCUCCACCUGGGAAUGAAAGAAGUUGACGAAGACAGCGCGGUCCUCUGUACCAUGAACAUGGGAGACUGUGUAGUGAUGGACAGCAGGCUUCUGCACUGCGGAACUGCGAACACAUCAGACUUGCACAGGUUCCUUUUUUACACAUCUUGGAUGCAGCCUGCAAGGAGGUCACGUGGGUCGACAAACAGCAUCCUGCCGCAGUACGAGGAGCGCUUCUCCCUCCGAGCUUGGCAGGAGUGGACAUCUCCGGGGUUUGGCGACCCUGGUCAGCGGACCUGGGACGCCCAGCCCAGCCUGCACAGGCGGCCCGGGCAGAUCCAGAAGUCCUCCUGGGAGGAAAUCGGGCUGCAGCUUCUGAUGCAGCCUGCAGCUGCAGCGCAGAAGGCGAGCAUGCGGAAUCAUCGCACUGGCGCCGGCAUCGCCUUGGCUGGCCUUGGUCUACUGGUCUACAACCUGGCAGGUCCACGGCUUUUUGUGUCUCCCCAGCCUGAAAUGCUGGGGAUACCGCGACAUGGCUCAGAGGCCAGGGCUGAGGCGGUGAUCAUGUGUGCUGCGAAACCGGGUGGACGGCCUGUGGAUGUGACACAAGAAGCCAUGCCCGCAAGCACAAUCAAGGUCAAGACAGGAAAAGGUGAGCUGACUGUGGAUCAGCAGUUUGACAAGAAGGAAAGGACAACCAGGUGGCUCAAAACCUUGAAGGGCAAGUUCGUGUACAGAGGCCCCAAGCCAGCGGAUCCGGACCAAUUCAUUAAGGUCAACAUUGCUGUGCCACUGGCACCAAAGCAGGCAUCAAACACCAAGAUCAUGAAUCAGGUCAUAGAAGAGCUCCGGCGCGUCAGUGGUGUUCACCCAGUUGCAACCUACUUUACAUCCAACAACGCGGAGCUAGGAUACCGCAUCGGAGAUAAAUCUGGAGCCAAAGUCAACAUAAGGGGCCAUUUGAUGAACGAUUUUCUCCAGAGGCUGAACACCAUUGUUCUGCCCCGAGUGCGAGACUUUGAAGGUUUGGAUCCGACCUCCUUCAACAGGAACGCGAACUACUGGAUGCACUUGCCCAGCCAGGAGCCCUUCAACGAGCUCGAUGAGCUGCUCGACUCGCGGGACCCCGGCAUGUCAUCCUGA